CCCCGCCGGCAGACCCCGGGAGGGCGGGCCGCAGGGUAGGAGGGAGGCGCCAAUGCCGGGGCCAGCGGCGCUGAGCGCCGCGGCGGCUGCGCUGGUGGCCGCCCUGCUCCUGCUGCGGCGUGAGGACGCGGGGCGGGGGGUCGGCCCCAGCAUGGACGAAACAGAGGCGCUGCGGAAGCUUCGGGAAGACUUUAGGAUGCAGAAUAAAUCCGUCUUUAUUCUGGGCGCUAGCGGAGAAACCGGCAGGGUGCUCUUAAAAGAAAUCCUGGAACAGAGCUUGUUUUCCAAAGUCACGCUCAUUGGCCGGAGGAAACUCACCUUCGACGAGGAGGCUUAUAAAAAUGUGAAUCAAGAAGUGGUGGACUUUGAAAAGUUGGAUGACUACGCUUCUGCCUUUCAAGGUCACGAUGUUGGAUUCUGUUGCCUGGGUACCACCAGAAAUAAAGCCGGGGCGGAGGGAUUUGUUCGCGUUGACCGAGAUUAUGUGCUGAAGUCUGCAGAGCUGGCAAAAGCUGGAGGGUGUAAACAUUUCAACUUGCUGUCCUCUAAAGGAGCUGAUAAGUCGAGCAAUUUUUUAUACCUGCAAGUUAAGGGAGAAGUGGAAGCCAGGGUUGAAGAAUUAAAAUUUGAUCGUUACUCAGUUUUUAGGCCUGCAGUUCUGUUAUGUGAUAGGCAAGAAUUUCGCCCAGGUGAAUGGUUGGUUAGAAAGUUCUUUGGCUCCUUACCAAAAUCUUGGGCCAGUGGGAACUCUGUGCCUGUGGAGACCGUGGUUAGAGCGAUGCUGAACAACGCCGUGAGGCCAAGCAACGAGAAAAUGGAACUUCUGGAUAACACAGCCAUCCACAACCUGGGGAAAGCUGACAGCUCCCUCAAGCCAUGACCCCGCUGGAGAAAUGCUUUUAUUGUAAACUUUAACACCCAUCACCAGAUUGGUAAUUACCAGAUUGGUAAUUUCAGGGUCUAAAAAUAUUCAGCAUACUGUAACUUUGUUGUUUUCCUCUUCGCAGCCACUCAGAUCCAAUCAAGAAAUGACUGUGCUCUGCAUCGGUGGUUCAGAGCCUGGUUAUACAUACAGAUCACCCAGGGAGCUUUUGAGAAAGAUUUAUAGGCCCUAUCUCAAACCUUCUGAAUCAGAAUUUUUAGGGUAUGUGCACAGGCAUCUGUAGUUUUCUUUUGUUUAAACUUGCCUUGGUUGUUCUGAUGCCACUAAUUGGGAGGCCAGCUUUGAAAUGUUUGUCUGCAGAGUCACAGCAGCGGUGAAAACCUUCUGUGCUAUGCAAAUGAGCUCUGUUCUAAAAUUGUUGACAUUCAUAUCUCUGAGUUACACAGGUGCUAAUUAACUACAUGUAAUUGUGUAAAUGAACAUUAUGCUUUUACUACUUUAGAAUAUAUAAUAAAAGUUAUAUAAUUAAGCUUAUAUAAUUCAUGGGGAGAAUUAAAUAAAGGAAUAAAAAUAAAUGGACAAAUCCUA
This is a messenger RNA of Propithecus coquereli (Coquerel's sifaka), 1471 nucleotides long. RefSeq names its product HIV-1 Tat interactive protein 2, 30kDa (gene HTATIP2). Gene Ontology annotation, biological process: import into nucleus. Lineage: Eukaryota; Metazoa; Chordata; Mammalia; Primates; Indriidae. The record is from RefSeq and is a predicted model, not a curated record. Gene Ontology annotation, molecular function: NAD binding; oxidoreductase activity, acting on the aldehyde or oxo group of donors, NAD or NADP as acceptor. The transcript has 6 exons. Gene Ontology annotation, cellular component: cytoplasm. The coding region runs from base 53 to 880 and encodes 275 amino acids.